AUGAGUAGAUCAAUAGCUCGUGGCAUGGAGCACCCUAGCAACUUCGUAAAAGGCCACGCCAAUACAAACCACGGGGAAGAAGGGGAUGAAAAAAAGGCUGCAGGCUCGAAAAGUGCAGCAGAGAACGUGGCUUUGACGUGGUUUUGGGUUCUGCAAGACCUUUUCUGUGCAUCAGCAGAUGAUAGAGACGUGGCUAUGAUAGAGAUGUGGCUUUGGGUUCUGCAAGUUUUCAGUGCAGCAGCAGAUGAUAGAGAUGGGGCUUUCGAACCUGGUUCCGGCCCGAGUUGGGUUUGCUCAAUGCUUUACAUUCAAAUAUUGCGCACACUGGAUGCAUCCCUCCUACAAACUUUGCAAAGCACAUGCCCAGAAGAUGAUGCUGAUUCUGACACCAAAUUAUCUCCCUUGGAUUCAGUCACUGCAAAUAAAUUUGAUAACAUCUAUUACAAAAACUUUGUGAACAAUUAUGGGCUACUUCAGUCAGACCAAGCUCUUAUGAGGGACAAUAAAACUGCUUCAAUAGUCAUUAACUAUAGUAAGUUACGUUAUCUUUUCUACAGGGAUUUUGCAGCAUCAAUGAUGAAGAUGGCCAACAUAGGUGUGCUUACAGGACAGAGUGGAGAAAUUAGAAAAAACUAUAGAGUGGUGAACUAA
Juglans microcarpa x Juglans regia is the source of this 651-nucleotide messenger RNA. RefSeq lists its product as uncharacterized. The record is from RefSeq and is a predicted model, not a curated record. The coding region runs from base 1 to 651 and encodes 216 amino acids. The transcript has 3 exons. Gene Ontology annotation, molecular function: heme binding; peroxidase activity. Gene Ontology annotation, biological process: response to oxidative stress. NCBI's taxonomy places the organism in Eukaryota, Viridiplantae, Streptophyta, Magnoliopsida, Fagales, Juglandaceae.